This is a messenger RNA of Mucor velutinosus, 1098 nucleotides long. RefSeq lists its product as uncharacterized. Lineage: Eukaryota; Fungi; Mucoromycota; Mucoromycetes; Mucorales; Mucoraceae. The transcript has 9 exons. Bases 1 to 1098 code for a protein of 365 amino acids. Gene Ontology annotation, cellular component: mitochondrion. The record is from RefSeq and is a predicted model, not a curated record. Gene Ontology annotation, biological process: glycerophospholipid biosynthetic process.
AUGACAAGUAUUCUCAACAGAGCAGCUUUUGCUGUAUACAGCAGAAAGGCUGCAUUCAGUGGCAUUUCUAGAUCCAUUUCUACUAUUCAAAAGCCAAAUUAUGCAUUUGCAUUUGACAUUGAUGGUGUUUUGAUCAAGGGAAAGCGUCGUAUUCCCGAAGCUACUCGCGCUUUGAAAUUGCUGAAUGGCAAUAAUGCUAGCAACAGAAACAUUCCGUUUGUUCUAUUGACAAACGGCGGUGGUGUCACUGAAGAAGAAAAAGCACGUCAGAUCAGUGAGUUGGUUGGUGUCAAGAUCGACCCCAAGCAAGUUGUUUUGUCUCAUUCUCCAAUGCAAAACUUGGCAACCAAGUACAGCGACAAGCGGGUGUUGAUCAUUGGUGGCAAGGGACGCAACUGUUAUGAUGUCGCCAAAAAAUAUGGUUUCAAAGAGGCAAUAACACCACAUGACAUUAUGCACUGGAACAGCUCGUCUUGGCCUCACUCUACACCUACAUCGGAUCUAUCCAUGCUGACCAGCACUGCCGCUCUUGAGUUCUCCAAUCUCCCUAUCCAUGCUGUGAUGGUAUUUCAUGAUACCUAUGACUGGGGAAGAGAUCUUCAAAUCAUGCUUGACGCACUGUGCUCCCAAGACGGUAUAAUUGGCACUAGAAAAUCAGACUAUGCAAUCCAAGAUGUGCCUCUUUACUGGUCCAAUAACGAUCUGAUUUGGAGCACUGAUUUUCCAGCACCUAGAUUAGGCCAAGGCGCCUUCAAAAUUGCACUGGAUAGCUUAUACAAAACCUUGACUGGCCAUGAUCUCAAAUCUACAUCUUUUGGUAAGCCUCACGGAGCAACAUACCAAUUUGCAGAGCAAGUACUCGCAUCAUUGGAGCCUGCGUCACAGCAACCCAAUCACAGUAGAAGAGUAUACGCUGUGGGAGAUAAUCCUGCUGCUGAUAUUCGAGGCGCUAAUGGCUAUGGCUGGACCAGCGUGCUUGUUCGUACGGGUGUGUUUACCGGUAAAGGUAAUUCCAGUGAUUUCCCUGCUGAUAUUGUCUGUGAAAAUGUCGAGGAAGCUGUAGAAACCAUCAUUGCUCGAGAAGAGAAGUAUCAAUAA